Psammomys obesus (fat sand rat) is the source of this 5807-nucleotide messenger RNA. RefSeq names its product receptor tyrosine kinase like orphan receptor 1 (gene Ror1). Bases 378 to 3197 code for a protein of 939 amino acids. Gene Ontology annotation, biological process: positive regulation of canonical NF-kappaB signal transduction; protein phosphorylation; cell surface receptor protein tyrosine kinase signaling pathway. The transcript is spliced from 9 exons. Gene Ontology annotation, molecular function: protein kinase activity; protein binding; ATP binding. Gene Ontology annotation, cellular component: signaling receptor complex. Lineage: Eukaryota; Metazoa; Chordata; Mammalia; Rodentia; Muridae. The record is from RefSeq and is a predicted model, not a curated record.
AUCGGGGAGAGAGCUGGAGGAGCCGCCGCCGAGUGAGUCGCGAGACCGCAGCCCCAGGCACCGGGCACGCUCUUCUGGUGUCGGAGCCGGAGCCACACAGUGCGCCUGAGCGACCCAGGAGACAAGCCUGGGACGGAGCGGCCGGCCGAGGCAGGGGCUGCUGCGGAGGACCGGGAGGAGCCGCGCUCCAGGGUCCGGGGCGGCCGGGGCGGAGGCGAGGGAGCAGGGUCAGAGUUUGGACAAAGAGCUCUGCAGAGGUCCCCCCCGGUGUCCCGCCAGCGCCUGCGGGCGGGACGAGGUGGCCGGGAGCCCCGGGGCGACCCCGUGGAUGUUCUGCGCGCCGCCAGGGAGCCGCCGGCACAGCCACGAGAGGAGGAAUGCACCGGCCGCGCCGCCGCGGGACGCGCCCGGCACCGCCGCCGCUGCCGCUGCUGCUGCUGCUGCUGGCCGCGCGCGGGGCCGCUGCGCAAGAAACAGAGUUAUCCAUCAGUGCUGAGCCAGUGCCUACCUCAUCCUGGAACAUUUCAAGUGAAAUCGACAAAGAUUCUUACUUAACCCUUGAUGAACCAAUGAAUAACAUCACCACAUCCCUGGGGCAGACUGCUGAAUUGCACUGCAAAGUGUCUGGGAAUCCACCUCCCACUAUCCGCUGGUUCAAGAACGAUGCCCCUGUGGUCCAGGAACCUCGUAGAAUCUCCUUCCGGGCAACCAACUAUGGCUCUCGGCUACGGAUUAGAAACCUGGACACCACAGACACUGGUUACUUCCAGUGCGUGGCAACCAAUGGCAAGAAAGUGGUUUCUACCACUGGAGUCCUGUUUGUCAAGUUUGGGCCUCCACCUACUGCAAGCCCAGGAUCCUCAGAUGAGUAUGAAGAAGAUGGGUUCUGUCAGCCAUACAGAGGCAUUGCGUGUGCACGUUUUAUUGGCAACCGCACCGUGUAUAUGGAGUCUUUGCACAUGCAGGGUGAAAUAGAAAAUCAGAUCACAGCUGCCUUCACCAUGAUUGGCACCUCCAGCCAUCUGUCUGACAAGUGCUCUCAGUUCGCCAUCCCCUCCCUGUGCCACUACGCCUUUCCGUACUGUGACGAGACCUCCUCUGUCCCGAAGCCCCGCGACCUGUGCCGUGACGAAUGUGAAGUCCUGGAAAAUGUCCUGUGUCAGACAGAGUACAUUUUUGCCAGGUCAAAUCCCAUGAUUUUGAUGAGGCUGAAGUUGCCAAACUGUGAGGAUCUCCCCCAGCCGGAGAGCCCGGAAGCCGCGAACUGCAUACGGAUUGGCAUCCCCAUGGCGGAUCCUAUCAACAAAAAUCACAAGUGCUACAACAGCACAGGCGUGGACUACCGGGGAACUGUCAGUGUGACCAAAUCAGGGCGCCAGUGCCAGCCGUGGAACUCGCAGUACCCCCACACCCACAGCUUCACGGCCCUCCGCUUUCCGGAGCUCAACGGAGGCCACUCCUACUGCCGCAACCCUGGCAACCAGAAGGAAGCUCCCUGGUGCUUUACCUUGGAUGAGAACUUUAAGUUUGACCUGUGCGACAUCCCAGCGUGUGAUUCCAAAGAUCCCAAAGAGAAGAAUAAAAUGGAAAUCUUGUACAUUCUGGUGCCAAGUGUGGCUAUUCCCUUGGCCAUCGCCUUCCUCUUCUUCUUCAUCUGUGUCUGCCGCAAUAACCAGAAGUCUUCCUCGCCCCCAGUCCAGAGGCAACCAAAACCCGUGCGAGGACAAAACGUAGAGAUGUCCAUGCUGAAUGCAUACAAGCCCAAGAGCAAGGCUAAGGAACUGCCUCUUUCUGCGGUGCGUUUCAUGGAAGAACUGGGUGAAUGCACCUUUGGAAAAAUCUACAAGGGCCAUCUCUACCUCCCAGGCAUGGACCACGCCCAGCUGGUGGCGAUCAAGACCUUGAAAGACUACAACAACCCCCAGCAGUGGGCAGAGUUUCAGCAGGAGGCCUCCCUCCUGGCCGAACUACACCACCCCAAUAUCGUCUGCCUCCUCGGUGCUGUCACCCAGGAGCAACCCGUGUGCAUGCUCUUUGAGUAUAUGAACCAGGGGGACCUCCACGAGUUCCUCAUCAUGCGAUCCCCGCACUCCGACGUCGGCUGCAGCAGCGACGAAGACGGGACGGUAAAAUCCAGCCUGGACCACGGAGACUUCCUGCACAUCGCCAUCCAGAUCGCAGCUGGCAUGGAGUACCUGUCGAGCCACUUCUUCGUGCACAAGGACCUCGCGGCUCGCAACAUCUUAAUCGGCGAGCAGCUGCACGUGAAGAUCUCAGACCUUGGGCUGUCCAGAGAGAUCUACUCCGCCGAUUACUACAGGGUGCAGAGCAAGUCUUCGCUGCCCAUCCGCUGGAUGCCCCCCGAGGCCAUCCUGUACGGCAAGUUCUCCUCGGAUUCCGACAUCUGGUCUUUCGGGGUCGUGCUGUGGGAGAUCUUCAGCUUCGGCCUCCAGCCGUACUACGGGUUCAGCAACCAGGAGGUGAUCGAGAUGGUGCGCAAGCGACAGCUGCUGCCGUGCUCGGAGGACUGCCCGCCGCGGAUGUACGGCCUCAUGACCGAGUGCUGGAAUGAGAUCCCCGCCCGGAGGCCGCGCUUUAAGGACAUCCACGUCCGCCUGCGAUCCUGGGAGGGCCUCUCGAGUCACACCAGCUCCACCACCCCCUCGGGUGGGAACGCCACCACGCAGACCACCUCCCUCAGUGCCAGCCCCGUGAGUAACCUCAGCAACCCCCGCUUCCCCAACUACAUGUUCCCGGGUCAGGGGAUCACGCCGCAGGGCCAGAUCGCUGGGUUCAUCGGCCCAGCGAUACCCCAGAACCAGCGCUUCAUUCCCAUCAACGGAUACCCGAUACCUCCCGGAUACGCGGCCUUCCCAGCCGCCCACUACCAGCCUGCGGGGCCUCCCCGGGUGAUUCAGCACUGUCCGCCCCCCAAGAGCCGGUCCCCGAGCAGCGCCAGCGGCUCGACCAGCACCGGCCACGUGGCCAGCUUGCCCUCGUCGGGAUCCAAUCAGGAAGCGAACGUUCCUUUGCUACCGCACAUGUCAAUUCCAAAUCAUCCCGGUGGAAUGGGGGGUAUCACUGUUUUUGGCAACAAAACCCAAAAACCCUACAAAAUAGACUCAAAGCAACCAUCUUUGCUCGGGGACUCCAACAUUCAUGGGCACACCGAAUCUAUGAUCUCCGCAGAAGUGUAAAACGGGCGACUUUGGUAAAAUACACCCUACCGGAAAAAACAAACAAACAAAACUAGAAGGUGACAGAAAAGAUUUACAUUCAAAUGUUUUGUUUUGUUUUGUUUAUUGAAGGUUCUCGUUUAGCGGACACUGCAACCAGUAUCUUCUGUGAAGUUUAACUGUGUCUUACCGGAAAGACACCAGCCAGCAAAAAUAAUAAUAAUAAUAAUAAUGCACUGUGGGAUUUAUGCUCCAUCAGAGUGUGUGAUAUGUCCGUGGGAACAGACCAUUUCAAGUAGUGAAAACUGCAAAACCAAUGAAGAGUAAUAGAACAUUGUAAUUAAAUAGCAAACCAAAAAAAAAAAAAAAAAAAAAGGAAGUCGAAUGGUGCUGUGUAUUUGCUUUUGGUCACCAUGACUCAUCUACCCCUCCAAUGUAUAUACUAUAGCAUUUGUCUACCUGCUGUCUCUACUUCAGGACAGAUGUUCAGGAACUAUGUUGAUUCAACUUAGACUCUAGGUAUGUUUGAGUUAGAAGGGGUGUUUAGCACCAUGGAGGGAACCUUAGGCGACAUUUUAAAUCUCGGAUGGAAAUGAGCCAUACAGACGUCAUGACCACAGAAGUCCUCUCCGUAGCUGGGCUUCUCGGGGAUGGUGUAGCGUGUCUCUGUGUGAACCUCCUCUCCUCAUCAUGAAGGCCUUUUCCACGGUCCCUUUUUGUCCCAAUGUGUUUACACAGGCCCUAAAGAAGGUAGCUGCGGAUGCUGGAAAUGGCUGUAGGUUACAAUUUGGGUUGUUGCUUCUGGAUUGGGGUACCCAAGGAGGCACAGUCAAGAAAAUGGUCCCUCAGCCCGGAUCAGUAUCCACGGGAGAGGGACAAGGGUUGUUUCAUUGCUCCUUUUGUCAGCCUCUGUAGGAGCUUCCCUGGACCACUUAUGCUGCAAACAGGUAAUGCUAGAGGCAAACCCAGACCCAUGCCUUGUAGUGUGUUUACAAAUUGGCCAAGGUCUCAGGAGUGCUUACUGUUAACAGACUGAACAGGAGGAAACCCUGUGAUGAUACCAGUAACUAGGAAAUUUACACUCUCACUUUUCUUCAUGUUUGUUUUUUUUUUUUUUUUUUUUUUCCUGGAGAUGUUCACUAAUUAUAUUCUAGCACCAAGGAUUGUAACAUUUUAUUCACAGAGCUAGCUUGAAUCCAAAGACAGUGCAUCUGUUUUGCAAAAUGUAAAAUGUCUAAAACAUGCUGAGUUCUCCAAAAGAUUACAAAACUCUGAAUUCCUUAACCUGGAAACAAUCAAUUUGAUCCUUUUUUUGCCUUCCUUAGAGGGUGACAUCAAGUGUGCCUGUCCUGGCACUUCUUGCCAGCCAUCUUUUUCCAAGUUCAGAAUCCUUGUGGGAUUCAAGUUCUACAUAGAAAGGGAUUGUAGAUUUGUUUUCUUUUUUCUUUUGUUAAAAAUAAACUCCUUUAUUCUAAGAAAAAAUGUCAGCAAGUUUUGCUUUUAUUUUAAAGCUAUAGAGACAAGAUGCACAAUAAAUGCUGGAAAUAUUUCAUGAGGGGAAUAUAGGAGUUAGGAAGACUCUGAUGUCUCUGCUUUUAAAGGUAGAAUUUGCAUAGGAGAUCAAGGAAAUCUGUCUACCAAAAAUGUGCCUAGGUUUUCCCAAACAAACAUGAACUUAUAGGUACUGUGAACUCAAAAGAGUUGGCUAUAUUCAGAUUUACUGAGCAAUAAAUAAAGACCUAUUUUGUGGCGGGAAUAAGCUGAUUCUAUGUAACAUUUCUUGAAGUGAAGUAGAGGAGAAGAUGUGUAUCCUUUUGUUGCUAUGCAACUGUUUAAUGAUGACACUUCAAACCACAAUUUUGUAUAUCAUAUGACAAUCAACUGUUUUUCAAGAAUAUUUAUUUUGAGGACACAUAGUCUCAGUGAAUCUGAGUUUUCAAGGAGUCCCUUAAAGGGGAAUUAGCAUUCCAUGAGCCAGUAAGAUACCUUCUUUGGAAAGUCCUUAUUAUGGUUAAAAAAAUAAAUAAAUUCAACUUAGUUUUUUUUUUUUAUAAAGAACUAGAACAUUUAUUUUUAAGCCUUGCAUAAUAACUGAAGCCAUUAAGGUGAGCAAACUAAAUCUCAGAACCACUUGUUAUAAUGUAUUAAAACAGCACUGUGGUGCUGCAGCACGCAGCCUCUUUUAUAUUGAAUGGUACCUUUUUCGCAAGCUGAAAAAAAAAUCUCACUUUGUUGACAAUGUUUUGUAAGGUGAUUUUAUUUUCAGAUUUUGUUUUUUUUUUUUUCUCUGCACAAAACUGUUUAUGACUUGUAUCACAAAAGUGAAAAUAUAUCUUCAUUUUUAUAUCUGGUCUGUUUCCUUAUUUCCUUUGCUUAUUUUUAAUUCAUUGUAGAUUUUCUUCAAAUAUAUAAUGGCGGCGUUCUGAUAGAUCACAUUACCAUAUCUUUCUUUAUUCUCACUCUAUGCAUUUAAUCACUGUAUCGCUUGACGUUUGAGUUGUUCUUAUGGGCAUUCCAAAUAGAAAAGCAUGGACUUGUAAUGACCAAAAAAACUAUUUUAUAUUGAGGGUAUAUGCAUUUGUAUUUCACCACCAGAGAUGAUAUUAAACACUGAUUAUUUUAUGCUGCUGU